Molecule: messenger RNA, 3054 nt
Organism: Aureobasidium musti
Lineage: Eukaryota; Fungi; Ascomycota; Dothideomycetes; Dothideales; Saccotheciaceae
Source: the annotation of a GenBank genome assembly
AUGUCUACUCCUAUUCCUGGUCCAGCUGGCUGGCCCCUCCUAGGAAAUGUCAAUGAUAUCGACCCUGAUGUUCCUAUCAAAUCAUUGAUGGACAUUGCCGACAAAUAUGAUCGUAGCNACAAUGGCGAACAAAACUGGGAGGUCGCCCACCGUGUUUUGGUACCCGCCUUCGGACCGCUCAAUAUUCGCAGUAUGUUCGAGGACAUGCAUGACAUUGCAUCGCAGCUCGUCAUGAAGUGGGCACGCCAUGGAAACGACUACAAGAUCCACGUUACGGAUGACUUUACACGAUUGACCUUGGAUACCCUUGCUCUCUGCUCCAUGGACUAUCGAUUCAAUUCAUUCUACGCAGAACAGAUGCACCCUUUCGUUGAUUCAAUGGUCAACGUCCUCUCCGAAUCUGGAUCAAGGAUUCGAAGACCUGGCUUCCUUGCCGCUCUGUACCGUAAAGAAGAAUACCAAUACUGGAAAGACAUCAAGUACUUGCGAGAGCUGAGUUCGGAACUGGUUCAGAAUCGCAAGAAACAUCCCGGAGCUAGGAAAGAUCUCCUUCACGCCAUGCUUCACGGCAAGGAUCCACGUGAUGGAAGCUCAUUGUCCGAUGACAGUAUCAUCGACAACAUGAUCACCUUCCUCAUUGCCGGUCACGAAACCACCUCGGGCCUUCUCUCCUUCCUCUUUUACUACCUCUUGAAGAAUCCUUCAGCAUACAAAAAAGCACAAGAAGAGGUUGAUAGAGUCAUCGGAGACGCGACUAUCAAGGUGGAACACUUGAGCAAGCUCCCCUACAUCAACGCAGUUCUGCGUGAGACUUUGCGACUACAGCCCACUGCUCCAGCUUUCUCAAUCCAACCCAACAACGAGAUCGACACCAUUGGUGGUGAAUAUACUGUGUUCAGAGGCGAACCCAUCAUCGCGCUCCUACCAAAGAUUCACCGUGAUCCAGCUGUCUACGGAGAGGACGCCAAUGAUUUCAAACCUGAGAGAAUGCUUGACGAGAACUUCAAUAAACUUCCUCCCAACGCCUGGAAACCAUUUGGUAACGGCUCUCGUGCUUGCAUUGGUCGCCCAUUCGCAUGGCAAGAGGCUCAACUCGUGGUUGCGAUGCUACUCCAGUACUUCGAUUUCACAUUAGACGACGCCAAGUACGAUUUACAGAUCAAGUCAACUCUGACCAUCAAGCCAAACCACCUCUAUAUGCACGCUCAACUCCGCCACGGCAGGACUCCUACCCAACUUGAGCAGAUCCUGUCCUCAAAUGGUGCCCCUGUACCAGCGAAGCAACCCCACAGAUCUGACGAUGAAAAGGCAACAUCUGCCGCAAGUGACGGUAAUGCAAGACCUCUGACCAUUCUCUACGGAUCAAACACUGGUACUUGCCAGGCUUUUGCUCAAGGCCUCGCAGCUGAUGCACCGUCUCAUGGAUUUAAAGUGACANAGGUGGAUACCCUUGACUCAGCCAAGGACAACUUACCUACAGAUCAAGCAGUUGCAAUCAUUACCUGUUCGUACGAAGGCGAGCCGGCAGAUAACGCAGCACACUUCUUCCAUUGGCUCAAAUCACUAGAAGGAAACACUACCAAGAUCCAGUACGCAGUAUUUGGAGCGGGUCACAGUGACUGGAAGAACACUUUCCACAAGAUCCCAACGGCCAUCGACGACAUCCUUCUGGCACGUGGUGGAGAACGUAUCUGCAGCAGAGGCUCAGCCAACGCUGCCAAUGGCGACAUGUUCAGCGAGUUCGAGAAGUGGGAAGAUGAGGUCUUCUGGCCUGCCAUGUCGAAAAAGUAUGGAGGUGAUGGCGGUGCAACCGAUUCGGCAGCAACACAGAGUCUGACAGUCGAAGUUUCGAGCGUCCGCUCUUCACACUUGCGUGCCGAUGUGUACGAGGCUCGUGUUGUCGAUGCAAAGCUCCUCUCCCAGCCUGGAUCAUCGGAGAAGAGACACAUCGAGAUUGAGCUACCAGCUUCUGCGACUUACAGCAGUGGCGACUAUCUGCAUGUCCUUCCUAUCAACCCACACGAAAGUGUGCAGCGUGUCAUGCGUCGCUUCAACCUGGCAUGGGACAGUGUGCUGACCAUCAAGGCCGCAGUAGGCACUAUUCUGCCUACGAACAUCCCAAUCUCUGCCAAUGACCUUUUCGGGGCCUAUGUUGAACUCGGGCAACCUGCGACCAAGCGCAAUGUGACGCUCCUUUUGGAUGCUUGUACAGAUGACCAAACCAAGAAAGAACUGACCCGACUCGCUGGCGAUGCCUUCAGCACCGAGAUCAGUGAANAGAGAGUCUCGCUCUUGGAUCUCCUUAACAGAUUCCCAUCUGUGCAACUUCCUCUUGGUGCUUUCAUCAGCAGCUUGCCUCCUAUGCGUACCAGGUCUUAUUCCAUUUCUUCGUCAAGCUUGGUCAGCCCUCAUCGCGUCACUCUGACCUACGCCGUUUUGCAUCAAUCACACAUGAGCGGUAUGGGCGAAUAUGUUGGUGUAGCUAGCAACUACCUUGCAAAAUUGGCUACCGGCGAUAAGUUGCACGUCGCUGUGCGUCCCUCCAACCAAGCCUUCCACCUGCCUACCGACUACGAAAACACACCUGUUAUCAUGAUCUGUGCCGGAACUGGCUUGGCACCUUUCCGUGGCUUUGUACAAGAAAGAGCAGCUCAGGUUGAGGCUGGCCGCAAGCUUGCACCCGCUCUGCUAGUUAUUGGUUGCAGAAGCCCUGACCAGGACGAACUUUACAGAGAAGAUUUCGACAAAUGGGAAAGUACAGGUGCUGUCAAGAUUCUGCGUGCUUACAGCAGGAAGUCGGAAGCGAGUGGAGGCUCAAAGUACGCUCAGGAUGCCUUGUGGGAGCACCGCAAGGAAGCUCGCGAGCUGUGGGACGCUGGCAGCAGAGUCUACGUCUGUGGCAGUCGUGCUCUCGAGCGAAGUGUUGAGCAGGUCUGCAAGCAGAUCUAUACCGAGAGGGCAAAAGAGCUAGGCAAGGACAAGACCGACCAAGAGGCUGAGGAGUGGUUUGACGGCAUCAGGAACUCGAGAUUUUCCACUGACGUCUUCAGCUAG